Molecule: messenger RNA, 2127 nt
Organism: Otolemur garnettii (small-eared galago)
Lineage: Eukaryota; Metazoa; Chordata; Mammalia; Primates; Galagidae
Gene: FOXRED2
Product: FAD dependent oxidoreductase domain containing 2
Exons: 9
Coding region: 52-2127 (691 amino acids)
Molecular function (GO): monooxygenase activity; flavin adenine dinucleotide binding
Source: RefSeq, a predicted model, not a curated record
GGCGCGGUCAGCCGACUCCGGAGCGCGCGGCUGCGGUGGGCGGGCGGCAGGAUGGGCCUCUCCGCUGCCGCCCCGCUGUGGGGUCCCCCGGGGCUGCUGCUCACCAUCGCCCUGCAUGUGGCUCUAUCCGCGCCCCCCGCCACGCCCUUGGCGCCCAGACCCCAGGACUACUGCGUCCUGGGCGCUGGGCCAGCGGGCCUGCAGAUGGCCUACUUCCUGCAACGGGCUGGGCGCGACUACGCAGUAUUCGAACGCGCCGCGGGUCCUGGCAGCUUCUUCAAGCGCUACCCCCGGCACCACAAGCUCAUCAGCAUCAACAAGCGGUUCACUGGCAAGGUCAAUGCCGAGUUCAAUCUCCGCCAUGACUGGAACUCUCUGCUCAGCCACGACCCCCGGCUGCUCUUCAGACACUACUCGCGGACCUAUUUCCCCGAUGCCCACGACAUGGUGCGCUAUCUGGGCGAUUUCGCAGACAGGCUGGGACUGCACGUGCUAUACAACACCACCAUUACCCAUGUCACUCUGGACAGAGAUCGACAGGCCUGGAAUGGCCACUACUUCAUCUUGACCGACCAGAAGGGCCAGGCUUACCAGUGCAGCGUCCUUCUCGUAGCCACUGGUUUGUCGGUCCCCAACCAAGUUAACUUCCCUGGCUCUGAGUACGUGGAGGGUUAUGAGUCUGUGUCCGUGGACCCUGAGGACUUUGUGGGUCAGAAUGUGCUGAUCCUGGGCCGUGGGAACUCAGCCUUUGAGACGGCAGAGAACAUCUUGGGCGUCACAAACUUCGUCCACAUGCUGAGUCGCUCCCGGGUCCGGCUGUCCUGGGCCACCCACUAUGUUGGAGACCUCAGAGCCAUCAACAAUGGCCUGCUGGACACCUACCAGCUGAAGUCCCUGGACGGGCUGCUGGAGUCUGACCUAAAAGAUCUGGCCAUCCUGAAGGACAGUGAAGGCAAGUUUCAUGUCACUUUGAAAUUCUUCCUGGAGGAAAACAACACCAACCAGAGUGCCGACUCCAUCACCCUCCCCCAGGACAACAGUGACAACUUUGCCAUGCGUGUGGCCUAUGACCGGGUCAUCCGCUGCCUGGGCUGGAACUUUGACUUCUCCAUUUUCAAUAAGUCUCUCAGACUCAACUCAGGGAAUCCCCUGGACAUGAAAUACCCACUUAUACGAGCUAACUACGAGUCCAGAGGAAGCCGGGGUCUCUUUAUCCUGGGCACCGCCAGCCACUCAGUGGACUAUAGGAAAUCUGCCGGAGGCUUCAUCCACGGAUUCCGAUACACAGUGCGAGCUGUCCACCGGCUCCUGGAGCACCGCCACCAUGGCAUCACCUGGCCUUCCACUGAGCUCCCCAUCACACAGCUGACCAACUCUAUCAUCCGGCGUGUGAACGAGGCUUCUGGGCUCUACCAGAUGUUCAGUGUGCUGGGCGAUGUUGUCCUGCUAAAGGAGAAUGCCACGGCAUUCGAGUACCUGGAGGAACUGCCCUUGCUCACACUGCCCCAGCUGGAGACCCUCACUGGGAAGAAGGCAGAGAAUGGGCUCUUUGUCAUCAACAUGGAGUAUGGCAAAAAUUUCUCUGGACCCGACAAGGACGUCUUUUUUUAUGACCGGUCUGUGGGGCACACGGAAGAUGCCUGGCAGUCUAACUUCCUCCACCCCGUCAUCUACUACUACAGACAACUCCCCACCGAAGAGGAGGUAAGAUACCGCCCCCCAUACUGGCCGCUGCCUCGGCCCACGGCCAUCCACCACAUCUUGGAGGACUUCUUAACAGACUGGACUGCCCCCGUUGGGCACAUUCUACCUCUGAGGCGCUUCCUGGAGAACUGCUUGGACACUGAUUUAAGAAGCUUCUAUGCAGAAUCCUGUUUCCUGUUCACCCUAACACACCAGAAGCUGCCACCCUUUUGCCAGCAAGGGUACCUGAAAAUGCAGGGGCUUGCAAGUACAGAGAGCCUUCGGCAGCAUGGAGUGGAAAGCAGGCUCCUCCGAGACUAUGCAGCCAUGGGCAGGCACCCGAAAGCCAGCAGCCAGGAGCCUGGCGACCAUGGGCCAGUAAGUGCCCCUCUGGCUCCAGGGUCUCCAGUCCAGUCCCUGGACAGCAAUAAGGAGGAGCUCUAA